Molecule: messenger RNA, 1350 nt
Organism: Tripterygium wilfordii
Lineage: Eukaryota; Viridiplantae; Streptophyta; Magnoliopsida; Celastrales; Celastraceae
Product: NADH-cytochrome b5 reductase-like protein
Exons: 13
Coding region: 91-1077 (328 amino acids)
Molecular function (GO): cytochrome-b5 reductase activity, acting on NAD(P)H
Source: RefSeq, a predicted model, not a curated record
GCGGGACGCGACCUGGAAAGCCCCCAUUUCUUGUUUUCUGGGGUAUAGGAGAGUCUCUCGCAGUAUUUGUUCUUUGCUUCUCGAUUGAAAAUGGCCGCAACUUUCUUCAAGAGACUCGCUAAGGCCACUCCGAUUGCAUUCAACAAUGCAUUUGGAGGCCAAUCAAGUUCCAGUUUCACUGGCUUCCGCGUUCCCUUUGGAGCAAUGGCAGCAGUCUCUGGUGGGAUCUCUUAUUUCUACUACUUUUCCUCCCCGAACUUGGUUCAUCUAGAUCAAAUCAAUGAACAGCCAGGCCCAAAAAUUGCUCUCAGUCCAGAUAAAUGGGUUGAAUUUAAAUUACAAGACACUGCAAGGGUUAGUCACAAUUCUCAGUUGUUCAGAUUUUCAUUUGAUCCCACUGCCAAGUUGGGUUUAGACAUCGCUUCGUGCAUCCUUACAAGGGCUCCAACAGAACUAGAUCCUGAAGGAAAAACGAAAUAUGUCAUACGGCCAUAUACGCCUAUAUCAGAUCCAGAUGCUAAGGGAUACUUUGACCUUUUAAUUAAGGUGUAUCCAGAAGGGAAAAUGAGUCAACAUUUUGCUAGCUUGAAGCCUGGCGACGUCGUUGAAGUGAAAGGGCCCAUUGAGAAGCUAAGAUACUCUCCAAAUAUGAAGAAACACAUUGGCAUGAUUGCAGGAGGCACAGGCAUUACUCCAAUGCUUCAGGUAGUUGAGGCCAUAUUGAAGAAUCCGGAUGACAACACUCGGGUGUCGUUGCUUUAUGCCAAUGUCUCUCCAGAUGACAUACUGCUUAAACAGAAGCUUGACUCACUUGCUGCCAGCCAUCCAAAUUUUAAGGUAUUCUACACUGUAGACAAUCCAUCAAAGAACUGGAGAGGAGGUGCAGGUUACAUAUCAAAGGAUAUGGUUAUGAAAGGCUUACCAAGUCCUAGCGAUGAUACCCUUAUCCUUGUCUGUGGUCCUCCUGGAAUGAUGAAACAUGUAUGUGGUGACAAGGCUAAAGACUGGUCCCAAGGGGAGCUCACAGGCACACUUAAAGAAGUCGGUUAUACUGAGCAAAUGGUUUACAAAUUCUAAUUGGCAGAAGCAUUGUCACUGGUUAUAUUCAACUAAAACAUUGUGCAAUAAAAGUUUUUACUUGAAAUCCAGAAUAUCAUCCACUUUCUGAUAUGUAUUCAUUUUUCCUGUUGGAGAAACAUAGAACUUUUGUCUUUCAGCACUUUUGUUCAUGUCUUGGGGAGAUUAUUUUAGAAGAAUCUUCUCCUUAGUUUAUAGUUCUCAAAUUCCAUGUUCAUGUUCUUGUUUGAAUAUUUCGUAGGCGUGGAGAAAAAAUCACAUUUUUUAUCUGAA